Molecule: messenger RNA, 1083 nt
Organism: Aureobasidium uvarum
Lineage: Eukaryota; Fungi; Ascomycota; Dothideomycetes; Dothideales; Saccotheciaceae
Source: the annotation of a GenBank genome assembly
AUGGAGCACGAAUACUUCUCCUCCAACCCUCGACCGAAAAUCCUCCAGAAACACUCCACUCUCGCCCGCGAGUUCAUCUCCCGCCAUGCCUCUGACAACCGUCGCGUCGUCCUCGUGACAUCCGGCGGCACAACCGUACCCCUAGAAAACCAAAUGGUGCGCUUUGUCGACAACUUCAGCGCCGGAACCCGUGGCGCCACUUCCGCAGAGUAUUUCCUCGAUCACGGAUACGCGGUCAUAUUCUUGCACCGCCAAUUCUCGCUGUUGCCGUAUAGCAGACAUUAUUCGCAUAAUGUGAAUUGCUUCUUGGAUUUUAUGGAUGAGGGCGAGGGCGGUAAAGUCGUGGUGGGUGAGGAGUAUCAGAAUGAAAUGGUCGAGGUGUUGCGAAAGUAUACGGAUGCGAGAAAGAAGGGGAAAUUGCUUUCUAUCCCUUUUGUCACGGUUAAUGACUACCUGUGGGAGUUGAGGGAGAUUGCUAUUCUAAUGCAGCCGCUGGGUGGUAACGCAUUGUUCUAUCUCGCAGCUGCCGUGAGCGACUUCUUCAUCCCCAGCGACAGAAUGGUGGAACACAAAAUCCAGUCCUCGGAAGACUUCAACAAGGAAAACCAGGACGGUGCCGAUGGGACAAAAACACCUGCAGCACGUAUCGAAGGUCAACGUCUAGUAAUCGGUCUAGAGCCGGUACCUAAGUUCCUCAAGACAUUGGUCGAUGGCUGGGCCCCCGACGGCAUGAUUGUCAGUUUCAAGCUCGAGACCGAUCCAGCCAUCUUGGUCAAGAAGGCCGAGUACGCACUAAACAAAUACUCACAUCAUCUCGUCAUUGGAAACUUGUUGUCGACGCGCAAGUGGGAAGUCGUGUUUGUGUCUGCAUCGGCAGGCCAACAGUGGAUCCGCGUACCACGAAGCAAACGCACACCCAGCAUCUCUGGCAAAGUCGAGCAUGUGGGACUGGCCUCUGGCGGCGAUGCCGAGCAAGAUGCAGAAGCCGUUACGGGACAACCUGCCGUCGAGAUUGAAUCGUUGAUUAUCCCCGAGGUCGCAAAGAUGCACGCCGCACACAUGUCUAGAAGAAAGUCGAAAUAG